AGCUCCCUUUCCCCUUUUCUCUACCUCUCCUAGGUUCUUGGGAGUACGGCGGAGCUUCCGGACCUGAUGCGGGCGCCCGGUCGUGGACUGUCCCACCCUGUUCCUCUACUGCUCGGGGUGCUCCGCGCCCAGACUGGUAUCCGGGGACUGUGACUUGCAGGGUCCACCAUGGAACCAGAGCAGAUGCUGGAGGGACAGACGCAGGUUGCAGAAAAUCCCCACUCUGAGUACGGUCUCACAGACAACGUCGAGAGGAUAGUAGAAAAUGAGAAAAUUAAUGCAGAAAAGUCAUCAAAACAGAAAGUGGAUCUCCAGUCUUUGCCAACUCGUGCCUAUCUGGAUCAGACAGUUGUGCCUAUCUUAUUACAAGGACUUGCUGUGCUUGCAAAGGAAAGACCACCAAAUCCCAUUGAAUUUCUAGCAUCCUAUCUUUUAAAAAACAAGGCACAGUUUGAAGAUCGAAACUGACUUAUUGGGAAGAACAGAAAAAUUUGGUUUCCACUGUAGAUUUACAUGAUUAAGAGGCAACUUUAAUUGCCAUGAUUUCCCCCCCCAUUUUGGAAGUAUAAGAAUCAUCAGGACAGCAGAACUUAUUUUGGAGUUGCAGAAGAAGACAUAUCUCCCUUAUUGAUUUAAUCACAUACUUAUUUAAUGAGUGUAUUCUGUGCACUUUUUUCUCAGAUUGUCUUUAACUUUGUUUUUUAAAUGACCUUCAAAAUAAACUGUUAAAACAUCAUUA
This is a messenger RNA of Physeter macrocephalus (sperm whale), 739 nucleotides long. It is a transcript of the gene DPY30, whose product is annotated as dpy-30 histone methyltransferase complex regulatory subunit. Gene Ontology annotation, cellular component: Set1C/COMPASS complex. The transcript is spliced from 5 exons. Bases 169 to 468 code for a protein of 99 amino acids. The record is from RefSeq and is a predicted model, not a curated record. Lineage: Eukaryota; Metazoa; Chordata; Mammalia; Artiodactyla; Physeteridae.